CACAGAACCCAAGCUAAACCCAUUGUGAAUGCAUUUAAGAUUUUCCAGAAAAGAAGUGGGAAAUGUCUCAGGUUCCCAAAUUUUUCCAUUGCGAGCAUACGUUAUACAUAAAUGCUUACACAAAACUGUCUGGGUUCGAAUCUACUCAAAGCAAUUUGCGCGCAACUCUUCAGUUCAACUCCAUCUAAUUUUUUGGCCAUCAGUUCAACUCCAUCUAAUUUUCUGGCUAUCCGCUCAAGUCUAAGGCACUCACAAAUAUCGAUACCUCGGAAUUACUACAUAUCAGAAAGCGCGUUAAUUAAGGCAUUCGUUGAAAAUGGAGGCCGUUGCAGAGGGUUUGUGGGGUUUGGCAGAGGAAUUUGAAGAAAAAGGCAACAUUGGCCCGGCUGUUAAAUGCCUGGAAGCUAUUUGCCAAAGCCAGGUCUCUUUUCUUCCAAUUAUUGAAGUGAAAACUCGCCUGCGCAUUGCAACGCUCUUGUUGAAUUACACCGACAAUGUCACGCAUGCAAAAAUGCACUUGGAGCGCGCGCAAUUAUUGUUGAAACAAAUACCCUCAUGUUUUGAACUCAAGUGUCGUGCAUAUAGUCUGCUUAGCCAGUGCUAUCAUCUUGUUGGGACAAUACCUCCUCAAAAGCAAACAUUGAAAAAGGGCUUGGAGUUGACAGUCUCUGCUGGAGAAGGGGAGUCAGCAAAGUUAUGGUCAUGCAACUUCAAUUUACAGCUUGCAAAUGCUUUGACAACUGAAGGGGAUUUUCAAGGGGCAAUAAGUGCUUUAGAGUCUGGACAGCAGUAUGCCAAGGAGACAAAAUAUAGUGAACUUGAGAUGGUUUUUGCAACUUCAAUAUUGCAUGUUCAUCUUAUGCAAUGGGAAGAUCCAGCCGUUGUUGAGAAAGCUGUCGAAACAUGUGAUACAAUCUGGAACAGUAUUCCAUCAGAUCAGAAAAAUUUGUGUCGUGGUCUGCAACUUUAUAAUGAGUUGCUGCACACCUUUUACCUUUUACGUAUAUGUGAUUACAAAGAGGCCCAAAAGCAUGUUACUGCCUUGGAUGCUGCUUUACAAAAUGAUAUGCAACAAACAGAACGAUUCAAGGAAUUAAGUACAGAACUUAAGAGUGUAGAGAAUACACUUUCUCGACCUGGUUUGCAGGAAAGGAAAAGGUCAGAACUGUCUGAGAAGCAAAAGAAACUACAGGAGGAGUUACAUAAGGUGCAGAAGUCAAAAAUGGACCACAAUGGCCAAUUUGCAGAGCCCUCUAGUUUUGGGAAUCCUAGAUCAAUUUGGAAAGAAAAACUGGAAUUAGGACCUCCUCCACUAAAUGGAGAGUGGUUACCAAAGAGUGCAGUUUAUGUAUUAGUUGAUCUUAUGGCAGUUUUAUAUAUGCGGCCUAAGGGAACGUUUAAAGAAUGUAUAAAGAGAAUUGAGUCAGGAAUAUCAUGCAUUGAAGAGGAGCUAGGGAAGCUUGGAAUAAGUGGGAAUGUGAAAGAGGUGGAUUUGCAACAUUGGGCAAUUUGGAUGGCAGGUGUUUAUCUAAUGCUUCUUGUGCAGCUUCUGGAAAACAGGGUUAUUAUAGAUUUGACAAGGACAGAAUUUACAGAAGCACAGGAGGUUCUAGUGCAAAUCAUUGACUGGUUUGAGCGCUUUCCAACCAUUUUACAAGGGUGUGAGAACACCAUUCAAAUGCUUCUUGGCCAAUAUACGCAUUCAAUAGGCUGCUUCAGUGAAGCUGCUUUACACUUUACUGUAGCAACCAAGCUAACAGAGAGUAAAAGUACGCAAGCAAUGUGUCAGAUUUAUGCAGCAAUAUCUUACAUUUGUAUCGGUGAUGCAGAGUCAUCCUCUCAGGCACUAGAUUUGAUAGGUCCUAUCUACAGGGCAAUGGACUCGUAUGUUGGUGUUAGAGAGAAAACAGGUGCACUUUUUGCUUCUGGGCUUCUGCAAAUGAAACAGCACAAUUUACAAGAAGCACGAACACGCCUAGCAAGUGGCCUGAAGGUUACCCACAAGAGUCUUGGGAACCUUCAACUGGUUUCUCAAUAUCUGACAGUUUUAGGUAGCUUGGCACUUGCCCUUCAUGACAUAGCGCAGGCACGAGAUAUCCUGAAGUCGUCUUUAACGUUAGCUAAAGCUCUGCAUGACAUUCCCACACAGAUUGGGGUGCUUGCUGAAUUAACAGCUUUGUAUCGAGAACUUGGUGAGACAGCUAAUGAGACUGAGAAUUCGGAAUAUGAGGCUAAAAAGGUUGAAGAUUUGACGAGGAGAAUUGAAAGUGCCAAAGCUUCUCCUCAUCACCUUCGUCUGUUGAAGUUUGGCAUUGAGAGAUGAUUUACAAAAUGGAAGGCGGAAGCCAGUUACGAUUUUUCUGGAAAUACAAAAACUUGUAACAUAUUUCAAAAUGUAAAUUCUGAAUUCUUGAAUGGAUUUAAAGGAUCUAAUAGCUUGUUUACAUUUGUAGAAAAUUCUAUUUGCUUGUGAAUAUGAGCAACAAUGUCUUGUUGACUUUCUAUGUAAUUAUUUUUUCUGCUAUAGUUCUUCCAUUUAAUGUAGAGAGUUCUGCUAUUUUAAUACCAACAGAGAGCUUUGGCCAGAUGCCAGGAGGAAAAUAAGAUCUCUAUUUUAAAUCAUCUUAUUAUAUAUGAGAAUACAUUUCAAUGAAAAAAUAUGAUCUACAAUCAGUUCAUGCA
Molecule: messenger RNA, 2682 nt
Organism: Cryptomeria japonica (Japanese cedar)
Lineage: Eukaryota; Viridiplantae; Streptophyta; Pinopsida; Cupressales; Cupressaceae
Product: sister chromatid cohesion protein SCC4
Exons: 13
Coding region: 317-2323 (668 amino acids)
Biological process (GO): mitotic sister chromatid cohesion; maintenance of mitotic sister chromatid cohesion
Cellular component (GO): SMC loading complex; chromatin
Molecular function (GO): double-stranded DNA binding; protein binding
Source: RefSeq, a predicted model, not a curated record